GAGACUGAGGCGAGGGGCUGUACAAGCAUGCCUUUUAUAUUUACUAGUGACUGAGAGAGAGAGGGAGGGAGAAAGGGAGCAGCUGAAGGCAGAGACAACUGGUGUGUGCACGGCUUUCCCAAGAGGAAAUGAAAAGAAAGAAGCUCAACGAGGAGAGUGAAUGAGUGAGCGGCUGAGAGGAGGAGGAGGACGGGUGGGAGGGAGCAUGCCGGCUGGAGGGGAGACGGAGAGAAAGAGAUUCUCACACUGGCUGUGUCCUAAUCCGAGUCCAUCUCCAAGAGGCAGCGGAGCAGAGUGUUAGUGAAGUGAGUCUGAGAGCCAAGGAGAGCUACAUCACACACACACACACACACACACACACACACAAUCUCCAUCCUUUUCUGUCACAACCGCACACUCUUCCAACGGGGAGUCCACGAUGCGUCCGGCUGCGCGGCCACGGCUUUUGUGAGGGUGAGGGGACCGAGGCUGCCCUCCCCCCGUCCACCGCAGCCCCCCCACCCCCACCGCCCUCCCUCCUCCUCUCUUUGGCUCACACACACCGUGUGUGUUUACUGUGUUUAAGCUCAAAGUGCUGCUGGUGGCGGAGGUGUCGGAGGUGGUGUGGUGGGGUGGUGGGCACUGCCAGGGCAGAGCAGGGGCACCGGAGAGGAGAGGAGGAAGAAGAGGAGGAGGAGGAAGAAGAAGAAGAGGAGGAGGAGGAGGAGGAGGAAAGCGACAAAGUGGAUCAGAUCAACAGCAGCAGACUGGAAAUGCCCGUCAGGUCGGUUGCAUCCGGAGCCAAUCAAAGCCUUCGUUAGGAACAGCGUUGGCGCUGGACUGGAGGAAGGAUGGCGAGCAUGCCGUUUGUCAGCGAGGGGAAAUGUGUGAGCGUGGAAUGGGAUUUCCUACAAGGACUUCUUGCCAAGCCUCCCACCUUACCCUGUCUCCAGAACCUUCGUAAAGAGAAAUCUCGUAAUGCCGCUCGUUCUCGGCGUGGGAAGGAGAAUUUUGAGUUCUUCGAGCUGGCCAAGAUGCUGCCUUUGCCAGGGGCCAUCACAAGCCAGCUGGACAAGGCCUCGGUCAUCCGACUGACCAUCAGCUACCUGCACAUGCGCACCUUUGCCAACCAGGGGGACCCACCGUGGAGCCCUCUGCUGGAGGGGGACAGCAACUGCAGCAAAGUUCGACGGUCCGCCCACUCUCUGGCCACUGACAUGUUUGAGCAGCACUUAGGAGCUCACCUGCUGCAGUCUCUAGAUGGCUUUGUGUUUGUAGUCAGUCAUGAGGGACGCUUCCUCUACAUCUCAGAGACAGUUUCUAUCUACCUGGGGCUCUCACAGGUGGAACUGACCGGCAGCAGUGUGUUUGACUACAUCCACCCAGCAGACCACGUGGAGAUGGCCGAGCGGCUGGGGAUCAGGCCUCACCUGCGGGCUGAGGCAGGCUGCCACACAGCCCCCGACAGCGCCUCCAGCACCGCGUCCACCUCCUCGCUUGCCGGUACCCCAGAACCUGCUGCUCCAUCUAGUCCUCACUCUCCAGCUGAUGAAUCUCCAGAACGUGGUUUUUUCAUACGCAUGAAAUCCACGCUCACUAAACGAGGUCUUCAUGUCAAGUCCUCUGGAUAUAAGGUAAUCCACGUGACAGGACGAAUCCGGUACCGCCCCGCUCUGGUCCCGGGCUCCACGCGCUCCGUCCGUCGCCCACUGGGCUUGGUCGCUCUGGCACACACGCUCCCGCCCUCCACGCUUAACGAAGUCCGCAUGGAGAGCCACAUGUUUGUCUUCCGUGUGAACAUGGACCUGCAGGUCACAUACUGUGAGAACAGGAUCUCAGAGUAUAUGGAUCUGACCCCUGCAGAGGUGGUGGGACACACCUGUUACCACUUCGUUCAUGUAGAAGACCUGGAAAAUAUCCGACAGAGCCAUGAAGACUUGCUGAGGAAAGGUCAGGUGGUGACGGGUUACUACCGCUGGCUCCAGAGGAGAGGAGGCUACCUGUGGAUCCAGUCCACUGCCACCGUCUCUAUCAACCACAAAGCUCCGCACGAACGCAACGUCAUCUGGGUCAACUACGUCCUGAGUCGAACCGAGCUGCCCGACACACCUCUGGAUCUGCUGCAGCUACCAGAGAGCAUAAGAGUGGAGCGGCUUCGAGUUAGCUCGUCCCCCACCGACUCCUCCCCACAGGCUCAAGGCCAACAGCCAGCGAAGAGCUCUGUAGGGAAGAGUGACCCAGACACUAAAGGCAGAGAGAAAUUCAGCAUCCCCGCCAUCCAAUCAGAGGACAGGAGGAAGCGCGUGCUGAGGUCUGACCCUGAGGGAGCCCCUCCUGAGAGCCGCCGCCGACUGGAGGAGCUCCGGCGCACAGAAGAGGCCGUAUCAGCCUCCUCAGAUCUGGCGAGUGAAAGCGAGGGGGAUGAGGAGGACGAGACGGAGUGGGACGAAGGGGGAGACAGCGACAGAUUAAAGCAAGAAGACAGUGGGGGAGGAGGUAAACAGAGCAGAGGAGACACCCCAACUAGAGGGGAGAGAGUAGGGAGGGUGUACAACGGCCGAGCUGUGAUCCAGCAGCUGAAGACGGCGGCGACCCCGUCUUCGCUACCUGGCAGUCCCAACAUCAAAACCGAACACGAAGCCCUGGCCACUGGAGGGCGGUGGGGGUCCCAAACGCAAACCUCCAACCCGCACACACACAACUCCCAGCCCCCAUCUCACACACCUUCCAGCAGCCUGAACGGCGACAGCCCCACCACCCCGAUCCCAGACUCCUCCUCCAGUAGUGAAGCCCCACCCAAAGGCUUGUUCACCCCUCCCUCUCCUGCUCUGUCCCCGACCAUGCCCGUGUCCUCCCCGCAGCCCAGAGAGGACAGGGUGGUCAGUCGCAGCAGCGGUGUAGGCAACGGCCCCGACUUUGAGCUACUUCAGAGACUGGCAGGCGGUGCAGCAGGGCGGGUCCUCUUCCACCCCCUCGCCCUCGGCCCGCAGGGCCCUCAGAGCCUGUACGCCCCGAGCACUAUCCGAUACGCUCCGCCGGAACUGCCUCCCUCCCACCAUCACAGCACGGGCCACGGUGACGGCCUGCAGCUACGAUCAGACCACCACAAGGGACCCCCACCUACCUUCUUCCCCCACCUGCAGCGGCUGGCCGGCCUACCACCCUUCAGUGGUUUCUCCCCGUCUGACAGCCCCUUCUCCUCCGGCCUGCCUUUCUGUAUGAACGGACUGAGGGGGGCUGCGGGCACGGAGGAGGACUGAACUGAGCCUCACGGGGCUGCAUAAACAUGAAGGACAGCAUGAAGCGACAAAACGAAUAGAGAUGUUGAAAAGGGCAAGGAAGACAGAAGGGGCAGGACAUUAAGCCUCCGAGGGCGAUGCUAACUGGACUAUGAGUUUAAUAACCACAAUUAAAAAUCCGUAAUAAGUUGUUUCCAGGAGACGAGUGACAGCAGUUUUCAGAAAAAACAGGACAUAGACGUUUUGACGGGCUGUCCCUUAAGACUUUUUGUCUCCACAACAAUAAUGAACUCUGCUCUGUCUUUCUCUAGUGUUUGAUUUAUGUGUCUCUUCCACUCAGAGAAGCCAUACUGUACAUAGCAACAAACAAAACCAUAAAAACCCUCAGCUUCAUCUAACCUCUUAACCCCAGAACCAGUAGAUGGAGGCGGACACUUGUCUGUAGAGAUGAAAGUGAAUGUUUUUUUUUAAAGCAGUGCAGUGUUUAAAUAAAUCAUCUCUUUGCUCGACGUAAAAAAUUUCCCUUAAAAACGGAGACGGCUUUUUGGUGUUUUUGUAUGAAAACUAAAAAUAAUAACAAAAGGGGAUGCGUCGUAUUUAAAGCACACGGUUGGGACAAAAGGAAUAGUAACGCAGUCCCAGACAUUCCAAUAUAAAAGGGAGGAAAUUGCAAUGCAGACAGGAAGUUACUUCCGUUUGAUUAUAGAAGUUCAAAAUAGAAAUUUGUCUGAUUAAAUGUUGAUUCUUCUUUAUGAUGCAACAGUUGAGUUUGUGUACAAAAGCCAUAUUUUUUCUUUUUUUUUUGGUUGUUUUUUCAUUAGUUGAAACACACAAACUGCAGGUUUAAUGGACAAAACAUCAAAAUAUUUUUUUUUAGUUCUCAAAAUAAAAAAAAUCUAUAUUUCUGAAAAAAGUUUUGGAAGAGGAAACGGUGUUUUUGUCACCUGCUGUGUUUUUAUGAGCACUUACUGAAACACGUUCUGGUGUGAACUAAAGGCACUUCAUGACUCGGAUGUUUUAUCCUGUUAAAACAGAAAACAACACAAGUGGUCACUAAUAUGAUUAUUGUCUGACCACAGCUGGAGAGAAGGGAUACGAUUAUGCGAUGAAAAACAGGUCACUAAUCUAAAACGUGACCUUUAGAGGUCAAUAAAACAACCGGUUUCAGUUCCUGAAACUUAAAUUAGGGUUUACAAAAAAAAUACUGAAUUAAUCUGAUUAAAAUUCCUCUCAGAGCUAAAAGAACAAACAUUUUCUACUUUUAAAUUUGUGCAAAUGAGACACUCAAAGACAAAAAAAAGGUCAAAUUCAAAACAUGGGAACGUGAAAAUGUGACCCCUUUUUAGUAAAGCCAGACACACGACUAAAAACGUAGUAAAUUUAACCAUAACUUAAAGAAAUAACACUAAAGCAUUUUCUAGCACUUUGGAAUAAAGACUUUUGAACCAAUGUGUAAAAUAACACAAACAUUUUUGUAAUGUGUUAAAAGUUUGUGGCACUUUUUUGCCUCCAAAUUGAGAUUAUAGUCAGUUAAUCUGAGGAUUAAGUUUACGCAGAAACCUGAAGUCCAAGUUCUGAUGUCUGACCGGAGGAAAAAAAAAGAAAAGAAGGGAAAAGAGUUCAAAUAUGCUGUGUGCAAUACACUCAUCAUGUAGCUGUCAGGAGUGUGUGAGCAACCGCGUUCUCGGGUGUUUACUGGUAUAAAAUAGGCGAGUGUGAGUGCGUGACCGUGUGUCUGCUCGUGUGUGUGUGUGUGUGCGUGUGUGUGUUUUGUUUCGUCUUUUGUUCUUCUUGUUGUUGUUGAAAUAAAAUUUCAAGAAAAAAAGGAAAGAAAAAACGGCUAACCUUUUGCUCAUCACUGUGAAUCUAACAUGAUCCUUCCAUGUUUGUGAAUAUUUCAUCCACCCAUCGAAUAAAAUGAACAAAAUGUAAAAAUUAAAAUACAGACGAUGAUGACAAUAAAAUAUUCCAAUAGAGGAGCACAACUCAA
Messenger RNA from Nothobranchius furzeri (turquoise killifish), 5208 nucleotides. RefSeq names its product neuronal PAS domain protein 1 (gene npas1). The record is from RefSeq and is a predicted model, not a curated record. Lineage: Eukaryota; Metazoa; Chordata; Actinopteri; Cyprinodontiformes; Nothobranchiidae. Gene Ontology annotation, molecular function: protein dimerization activity; DNA-binding transcription factor activity, RNA polymerase II-specific; RNA polymerase II transcription regulatory region sequence-specific DNA binding. Gene Ontology annotation, biological process: regulation of transcription by RNA polymerase II.